CUUAUGUCCACUACUCAGUUGGAUGAAGAAGGUCGGGAAGGGAUAAAGCUAUAUAUAUUGAGGGUGACUUGAACAAUACUUGAGUUUGUCCAGAUCAUUCAGAAGGAGUUUUAAGAUAACAAAGUUGGUGUAAACAAAUUUCCAUCUCGGCAAAAUUUAUUUUCGCUGAUAAAUAAAAUAUCUUAUCCUGUAAACUUUCGCUUUGAUCAAGAAUGCAACCGUUGAUCACUGUUCCUUUUUUAUGCCUGUUUAUAGGGUUCGAUUAUACAGUUUCUCUAGAAUCCGAAACGGAGGAUGAUAAUUGCGAAAUGAUGAUGAAAAAAAUUGAUUCUGAUGACAAAGCAGCUAUUACCGAUAAUACACCAUCUAGACUGCAUUCGACGUGGAUAUCCCACGAAUGUGAAAUACGAGCUGGUCCAAAAUAUGUCAUAAGGAAGUAUAAUUUUUUUAAGAACGACUCGUUUCUUCUAUUACAAUAUCAUUACGACGAAGAGUCAUGCAGUAUCGCAACGUAUACUGUCGUAGCACGCGGUUCCGUUAAAAUUUUAUCCCCAUCUGUCGCAAUUCCUGGUGCUACGGAAACUAGCGUACAAUUGGAUUCGGUUUACUUGAUACCGCUUAAUAGACAGGUUGCUCAUAAAUUUGGACGUAUUAUGAACGCAAGUUGCGGCGGUACCGAAACAAAGUGGCGUCCUUAUCUAGCGCAACUCAUUUACGAACGAUCCAUGAAUUUUUCAUCACCCACAGACUUAAAUAUGUACGAUUUGAAUUAUAAUUCUCUUCAAAGUCGUCUAUUACGACCGAAGAAACAGCAUACGAUGAAUUGUUUGGAAUCCUUCGAAAUCGAUUUCUCGGAAUUAAAUGUACUGCGAGUUGAAAUAAAAAGACCUAAUAUUGUUACGAAGAGUGAAGCGAUCGGUAAAAGUAAGAUGCGUGAAAGGAUCGAACUAUUACUUGGUGGACUCGCUCGAAAUGCCCGUUCUCAGAAAACACAACAAAAGCCGAAACGUUUGCAAUCUACAUCCUUGCUACGCGCCGAUACGGCUACUGACUGUCCGAUUUGUGGAAGUGUAUAUCGCGCCACGGAGUACAGUCCACCUUUAUUUCAUCAAGCACCACCACUUCCAGCAGUGAUCGGCGGUCUUUGGUUAAGCGUUAGAUGUGAAAGCAUCGAUGGAGGAUUUUGGUCUAAGAGAUUCUUUCGGAUUUAUUCCGAUAAUAGCAGAUGGUUCGCACGUUGGAAUUAUUAUGGUGAUUCUGCGUGUUCCAAUUCGUUGUAUUCGAUUAACGCGGCUGGAACUUAUGUUCAACGUGCUGUUCGACAAAGACGUGAUGUUAAAAAUUCAAACAUAAAGACACUCAAUACGGAAGAUUCGGAAAGAGUUCAGAAAAAUCUAAAGUUGAACGUUUAUCGUCAUUUAUUCCAAGAUACAGAAGAAUUGAACAUAUUGGAAUCAAAACGAAGGCAAAAGACGAAGAUUCAGAAACAGGAAUCCACUGUUGAUGCUUUUGAGAUCCAGAAAGAUAAUGCCUUACCUUCUGGAACGACUGAAUUAGAAUUACGAAUUCUCGAAAGUUUAUUAAUACCCCUUAGCAAUAUGGUAUCGACCAGUUGCGAGGGAACCACGAAAGAACUUAAACGUAUAAGAAACGAAGCGGGUAUAUGGUCAAAAAAUUGCAUGUUCCGAACGGGUUUUGAAGCUCCUGCAACUUUGAAAUUUAAAGCAAGAAUUGGUCUCGAUUGGAGAGGGGAUUACACUCUGCUUUUAGCAUCAUGGAAGGACGAUCUUUGGGAAGCUCCUCUUCGUCAGUGUUCCGAACUACCUUCGCGAGACCAUUUUCGAGAAUCCAGGCCUUUGCCUCUUUUUCGAAGAGGAAAUAGGUACAACCGAUUCAGUCGAUAUACGAGGAACUGGUUUCUUUCUUCAUCUGCUACGUGUCUUUCAACAAAUUCCUUGCUCAUACACUCCACAGUUUUACUUCUUUUAUAUCGGUUACAUUUCGUUUACUGACGAUAAAAUUCAAAUUAUUUUCUUCCAAAGAUCUUUAAUCAUAAGAAUAGAAAACAGAACAGGGUAUAUUUUGUAAUUAAGAAAAAGAUUGCGUAUAAGUAAUACGUAGACGGAUGGUGAAACGAGAAAUGGCAAUAUAUCGUAUACUUUCAUGCUUUAAAUUUUGAACGAAUUUUGAAACAUUUGAUAUUGAUAGUCGAUAGUCUCGA
Messenger RNA from Bombus pyrosoma, 2221 nucleotides. RefSeq names its product protein APCDD1-like. Bases 213 to 2012 code for a protein of 599 amino acids. Gene Ontology annotation, cellular component: plasma membrane. The record is from RefSeq and is a predicted model, not a curated record. The transcript has 6 exons. Gene Ontology annotation, biological process: negative regulation of Wnt signaling pathway. Gene Ontology annotation, molecular function: Wnt-protein binding. NCBI's taxonomy places the organism in Eukaryota, Metazoa, Arthropoda, Insecta, Hymenoptera, Apidae.